Molecule: messenger RNA, 1699 nt
Organism: Frieseomelitta varia
Lineage: Eukaryota; Metazoa; Arthropoda; Insecta; Hymenoptera; Apidae
Exons: 3
Coding region: 181-552 (123 amino acids)
Source: RefSeq, a predicted model, not a curated record
CUCUGGUCUUGGACGAAUCAGUGUGCGAGUCUCUCUGCCAUUUGCGCGUCGGUACGCGACUACGCGGCAGUGGUGAUACCAGAAUUCUACGUCUGCUUACCGGUGCGUAGAAAACGCAGGCCUUAUUAAGUGCGUUUUGUACCUAAGUGCUUUAUCGACCGUACAAUUAAAUUGAUCAGCAUGGCGGAUACGGAAUCUAAAGACACCAAAGUUGCUACUACUCCAGAAAAGAAAGUAGUCGAAGAAGAGAAGAAGACAGUUCAAGAGAUUGAUGAAGAUUCAAAAGCAUCUGAAAAUGGAGAAGCCGAAGAAACCAAAGAAAAUGGGUCAAAUGAGGAAAAAGAGGCAGAGAACAAGGAAGCAGAAUCAACAGAGAAUGGUGAUUCUACAGAUGCUCCCAUCGAUAGUUGUUGUGUAAAGAGAAAAUCAACAACUUUAAGUGAAACAACAGAAGAAGCUGCUACUGAUGGUGCCAGUCCUGAAAAAAAGACAAAACUUGAUGAGAAAUGUGCUGAAACAGAAAGCAAUGGGGAAGCAGAAGCUACGGCCUAAUAUUUUUUGUUUACUGCAGAUUUAAUCUAUAGAUACAAUUUUAACAGCUAAUGACAAGUCAGAACACCUAAAAUUUGUUAUGCAUCGUCAAGAUAGACGAGCAUUAAAAACAAAAAUUUCAAUAUUGUAUUAAUGACUUUUGUGUUCAGACAUUUUAUGUGUGUUUAUUGCAACCAUUUUUAUGAUUUUGAUUGGCAAUAGCAUAUAUCUAUAACAUCAUCAUAAAUUACCAUUUUAGAUUACUACCAUUCAUGUUUCCUAAGUUUUCCACAUUGACGUCCAUACAUAACACGUAUAUACACACAGUGCUAAACUUAUAAGAUGAAAAAGAUACAGAUAAUAUUAUAAAUAAUAUAUUUCUGAUACAUAAAAGUAGAUAAUAGUGUGGUGCUUGAGAAUGACACUUGUAGGAAAAUGUUCCAUACAUAAUUUUCUUUCUGAUGCACAGAUACAUGAAUAUAUAUUAACAUUUUAUAUUGAAGAUGGAAGAAAUAAUAUUUGCAAAUCAAAAUACAUUCCUAAAAUACCUUAAAGCUCGCCUAACGUUCAUUUAGUAGUAUUUUCUGACGAAAGAUGUAAAAUGAAUUCCAUUUGUAAACUCUGACAAAUAUUUGUUUCAUACAUAAUUUAAUAUUCAAUAAAAGUAAAAUAAAUUAGACAAACUAUAAAGUGUUUGAGUACGCUGACAUUAAUAUGAUAAUAUAUAGUUUAAAUGGUUUAUAAUUAAAAUUUAAACUAUAUUCGAUAAAAAAUAAAUAUUAUUCAAUUAUCAAAAUCGUCAAAAUAUUGAAUAUAUGUACAGAAAAAUACUGAUGAGUAAAAAACAUGUUAUUUGCAAUAACAGCGAUAUAGAAAAUACUGCGUUGACAAUUUUAUUUAAUAAAGUUGCAUAUCAAAAAUUUGAAAUUCAUGUGUAAAAGAAAUAUACUUAUAAACAAUAUGAAAGGUGCAAAAUUAAAAGCAAUCUAGUGUAUAUUAUACGUACUAAUAUUAACCAAUUGAUUUAUAUAUUAAAACAAUUACUAUAUCAUCAUUAGUCCUUUUUAGUUACUAUCUAGUACAAAUUGUUCUCAUACAAAGUAUAACAAAAUCAGAAUAACUGUGUAAUAUUAUUUCUUAUAUAAUAAAUAUUACAUGUGAAUUGGCA